CCUAUUCAAACCGCUCUAAAUAAUAGUAGUGUAUAAGUAUUGCCAGUAAUGGCUAAAGAAAAAAGAUCAAAAAAUGCCUUGAGAAGGGAGAAGGCAAAACAAAGGAAAUUGAAUCCUAAUGAUACAUCUCAUCAGUCGCAAUCCAUAUCUAGCGAAGAGGUUAAACCAUCACAAGAGAAAGAGGUAAAGCAUGAGGAAAUACCGCUUGAAAAGGAACCUAUUCAUGAAGAGGAUGGAGUAGAUCAUACACUUUCUACUGAUGAAACUCUAUUGAAGCAAUUUGCUGGGAUAUUCGAUAGAUUUAAUGGAGUUCAAGAAACCAAAGACGAAUCUAAUGGUUCUAAUGGUUCUAAUGGUUCUAAUGGUUCUCAAUAUGAUGAUGAAAAGGGUGAAGUAUUCUAUAGUAGUGGUUCUGAUAGAGAUGUAGAAGAAGGAAAGGAUUCUAGUUCAGAAAGCGAAGAUGAAGAUGAAGAUGAAGAAAAAGAGUGGUCUAGAAGACAACUUCGAAUCAAGAAUAAAGUACCAUUAGCAUUACUUAAAGCAUCUGCUUCUAGACCACAAAUUGUUGAUUGGUAUGAUGCCGAUGCAGCAGAUCCAUACUUACUCGUUGCAUUAAAAUCUCAAACAAAUAUAAUUCCUGUUCCAGGUCAUUGGUCAUCUAAACGUGAAUAUUUAUCAAGUAAAAGAGGAUUAGAAAGAGCCCCAUUUCAAUUACCAAAAUUUAUUCGUGAUACAGGUAUCAUGGAUAUGAGAAAUACAGAUGAUCAAUCUAUACGACAGCAACAAAGAGAAAAAGUUCAACCCAAAAUGGGGAGACUUGAUAUUGAUUAUCAGAAGUUAUAUGAUGCCUUCUUUAAACAUCAAAAGAAACCUAAAAUGUCAGGAUUUGGAGAUGUUUACUUUGAAGGAAGAGAAGCUAAUGAUGAAUAUUCCGAUGAUGUUUUGAAAUUAAAACCAGGAAUAGUAUCAAAAGAAUUAAGAAAAGCCCUUGGAAUGUCUGAUAAUUUAAAUACUCCACCGCCUUGGAUUCAACUAAUGACCCAAAUUGGAAGACCUCCAGCCUAUAAAGGAUUGAUUAUCCCUGGACUAGAUAAAGAAUAUGAUAAUUCAGGGUAUCGAGAUAAAGAUACAGUUGAAAUUAACAGAGAAGAUCAUUGGGGGGCAUUGGCUGAUUAUGAAGAAUCUGAAGAAGAAGAGGAUGAACAAGAAGAUGAAAGUAAUGAAGAAGAUGCAGAAGUUAAUUACUCUGAAGAAAGUGAAGAAGUUGUUGAUGAUGAUGGGACUAAAAAAGAAAUUAGUGAAUAUGGUGGUUUCAACACAAAGUUCACAACCACAACAGUUGAUGAAAGUACAUCAGAAAACACUCAACCAAAGUCAUUAUAUACUGUAUUAAACGAAUUGGGUAGAGGUGAAGGCUAUGAACUACCAGCCAAAGGUGAUAAAUCAGAUAAGGGUUCAAAGACAGGGGAAGCCAAAAAGCAAGAAAUGACAGAAGAAGAUUUAGCUAAAAAUUUUAAAUUUUAAUGUAUAUAAGCU
Molecule: messenger RNA, 1536 nt
Organism: Scheffersomyces amazonensis
Lineage: Eukaryota; Fungi; Ascomycota; Pichiomycetes; Serinales; Debaryomycetaceae
Product: U2 snRNP complex subunit
Exons: 1
Coding region: 49-1524 (491 amino acids)
Cellular component (GO): nucleus
Source: RefSeq, a predicted model, not a curated record